Messenger RNA from Drosophila virilis, 1351 nucleotides. RefSeq lists its product as uncharacterized. Lineage: Eukaryota; Metazoa; Arthropoda; Insecta; Diptera; Drosophilidae. The record is from RefSeq and is a predicted model, not a curated record.
GUCAGUGAACCCAAUAAACUUGCACCACAAUCGUCGACAUCUUAGCUAAAACAAGACAUAAUGGCAGCGGCACCUGAAUGGCUGACACAUGAUUACAUUGAGCACGCGCUGAGAACGCAUUACAAAGAUGACAAAUUACAGAUUGUACAUCUUGAAUUGAAUCCGGCUCUGGGACCGGGCGAGAACUAUGGCGGUGUCUUGACUAGGGUCCGCGUGCGUUUCACACUUUCGCAGCAAUCCCAGGAAGAGCAGCUGCAGAACCUGAUCGUAAAGACCUCCAUUGAUGAUGAUGAGCUGACCAAGGAGCUUAUGGCGCCCUACGACAUUUACAAUCGCGAAAUGACCAUCUAUGAGGAGGUGCUACCCAAAUUAAAUGAGCUUCUCAAGGAAAUUGAUGAGUUUGAGCCCUUGUUUCCCACCGCCAUCUUUGUGGAUCGUGAACGCAUGGCCAUCAUCUUUGAGGAUCUAGCUGUGGCCCACUAUGUGAUGGCCGAUCGUGUUAAGCGUCUGGACAAGGAUCAUGCUCAUUUGAUCCUUCGCAAACUGGCCAAGAUGCACGCCACCUCUGCGGUACUCAAUGAACGCAAUGCCGGCAGCCUCGAGAAAUACGAUCGCGGUUUCUUCAAUCGCUAUACGGACGCCUACAGCGGCUACUUUGUGGGCGGCCUACUGGCCGCCGCACGCUGGAUGAGCCAGGAGCCCGAGUGCGCACAGUACGGGCAGAAGCUCUUUGAGCUGGCUCCACACUACAUGGACAUUGGACGGGAAUGUUUUGCUCCGCUGCGGGAGUCGGUGAAUGUGUUGGCGCACGGGGAUGUUUGGACCAACAAUGUUAUGGUCAAAUACGAUGCAGUUACUGGUCGUCCAGUCGAUAUUCUAUUAAUUGACUUUCAAUAUUCCUUUUGGGGCUCGCCCACCAUUGAUUUGCAUCAUUUCUUUAAUACAUCGCUGCUGGAGCCACUGCGACGGGAGGAACAAGGUGUACUCUUUGAGUUCUAUCAUCGCAUAUUCAGAAAUAUUCUCACAAAACUAAACUACAAACAGAACCCAAUUCCCAGUUUGCACCAAUUUCAGUUGCAGGCCGAAGAGAAGCGCUUUUUCGCCAUGCACUCGGCCGUUGUGGUGCAGCCCGUCAUGAUCAGCGAGGACUCCACAGAUGCCUGCUUUAAUGCUCUCAUGAAUGAUGAUGAACGUGGCAUACGCUUCAAGAAUCGUCUCUAUAACAACCCCAUAGUCCAGCAGAAUCUGAAGGCCCUGAUGCCAGUCUUCGAUAGAAAGGGACUGCUGGAGGUUAAUCAAUGCUGUUAAGCCGACAAAUAAAAUGAGAUAUUAAUUCACAUUGUGUGUGUAA